Messenger RNA from Candida tropicalis MYA-3404, 705 nucleotides. RefSeq lists its product as uncharacterized. Lineage: Eukaryota; Fungi; Ascomycota; Pichiomycetes; Serinales; Debaryomycetaceae. The transcript has a single exon. The record is from RefSeq and is a predicted model, not a curated record. Bases 1 to 705 code for a protein of 234 amino acids.
AUGUCGGAUACGGAUGAUCAUUCGGAAACUUGUUGUUUUUGUUUAGGUAGUGAUGUUGAUAUCCCACCAUUUGGUACAAUUUCAGAUGCAAAAGAUUUAAUAUCUCCUUGUUCUACUUGUUCAAUAGUAAGUCAUAGAAAAUGUUUAUUAGACUGGUUUAAUUCAGUACCUUCUGAUAAAUUACAAAUAAUUUAUGCUCAUAGAAAAUCAUCAUCCACAACUACUUCAAUAUCAAGAUCUAAUACAAGAGGAAGAGGAAAUAAUGAUAAUGGGAAUAAUGAUCAUGAUGAAUUGGGUGUUGGAGCACCUCCAAUAAAUCAAGAAACUAAUAUCAAUAUCAAUUUCUCAACCAGAGCAUUAAGUCAAUUUUUAGCAAGUGUUACAAAUAGUGCUGUAGUUGCUGAUCAAUUAGAUUCUGAGAUUAAUCAUAAUAUUAAUGCAAAUUCUAUUCCAGGAAGAUAUCCUGAAUCCGAUUCAGGAUCAACUUCAAAUUCAUACCAAUCAAGUUCAUAUAUUGCUUAUAUUCUUGUACCUUGUCCACAAUGUAAGCAAGAUAUUGUGUUUUCAAUGAAUAGAUCAUCAUUAUUAGCAUUACAAUCAUCUACUAAAUCAUUAAUUACUACAUGUGUUCAAUAUGGUGGAGUGUUCCUUGGUAUUACAUCAGCAAUGACGGGAAUUUUAUCUAUGGGGUUAUAUCGGGUUUAA